CAGGUACUGGUAGUGCAGGAAGCUGGUAUCACAGAAUAUUAUAGACAUUUUGGACCUCUGACUUCCACCAUUCUUCUAGCCACAGUGUUAAACUGGAAAAGAUACCCUUGAAAGAAAGGUGGAAUUACUGAAGGAUGUGAUAUUAUCAUAGUGCCUAGGACAUUGCAACAGUAGUGGUAGCCAGGCUUCAAAAUGUAUCAAGUAGAUGAAAUAGAACGUCCCUACUUGGAGCUUGUGGAGAGAGAUAUGGUUUGGUCUGGGAAAGAAAACCAGCCAGUUUAUCAACUUUAUAAAGGAAAAGUAAAGUUGUCAGUGUACAUGAAUUGUGGUCUCCUGACUAUACAUGUCGUACAAGCUAAGAAUCUUUUUAUGGUUGGAAAUAAGCUGUGUAAUUCCUACCUCAAGUUGUGUCUGGUGCCAGAUGAAAAGAAGAGAACACAAUGCAAGACCAAAAUAAUAAGGGGAACCAACAACCCAAAAUAUGAUCAAAGGUUUUCAUUUGAGAUAUUACCAGAAGAUCAAGACAAGAGACUGAUAUUAUCUGUAUGGCACAGAAGAAAAACUGAAAGUGAGCUGCUAGGAUGUAUGUCAUUUGGGAUCAAGAAGUUGGUCAAAUCAAAGAAGGAAAUCGGGGGCUGGUACUUCUUGUUAUCUGAAGAGAUAGGACGACAAAAACAUCUCAAAUUUACUCCCGGCAUUUGCAAAGUGCAAACAAAAGCCUAUCAGCACAUACCAAAAGUGCACUCAGAUGUGCUGUGGAUGGAGUCACUGACAGUGUGUUUGAGGCGUGGUGAGAGAGGGUUUGGCUUCACAGUGGUUGGAUCAUGUCCAGUAAGAGUCGGCAGAGUAGAGCAAUCCUCUGAAGCAUGGUCAUCAGGUUUAAGGACAGGUGACUACAUAGUGCAAAUAAACAGUCAAAAUGUGUCCAGGUCCACUGCAGAGAGUGUCGUCAGGUUGGUCAGGCACUCCAGCAAUCAAAUCAUAGUGGACGUCCAGCGACCAAGGAGAGUCCCAACACUGACCAGUUCCCCAAGAAAGUUUGGUGUGAGGAAGGACAGGAAUGGACAGUCUCCCGAGCAGGAUGAUCCAAUUGAAAGACAGUUGUCUGUGGACAAUGUCAGCGAUGGGGCAGACUGUAAGAAAUCAAGUGGUGAGAGUAGGCAGAUUUCUAGGCAAGUCAUCAGAGGAGUGAGCAUGAGAGAAGCCAACGAGAAAGAUGUUCAGGGACGAAGGGAUGGAUUACGUAGGUCAAAUUCCCAAAGGUCUCCUUCCAAAAGGAAUUCUCAGGAUGUACAGGGUCGACAAAAAUCUCAACGACAUUCCCUGCAUGAGCAGCAGCUUGUUUCCCAAGGUGUUCACAAUGAUCAGGAUCCACAAGGGGAUAUGGAGUGA
This is a messenger RNA of Lingula anatina, 1392 nucleotides long. RefSeq lists its product as uncharacterized. The record is from RefSeq and is a predicted model, not a curated record. NCBI's taxonomy places the organism in Eukaryota, Metazoa, Brachiopoda, Lingulata, Lingulida, Lingulidae. Gene Ontology annotation, cellular component: nucleus; plasma membrane. Gene Ontology annotation, molecular function: protein binding; guanyl-nucleotide exchange factor activity.